UUAAUUGUCUUUGGAUGGUCAGACGAGUGAUAUGUCAUAUCAACAACAUUUCCACUGUAAUUUUUUGUUGUCCAACAAAGUUAUUUAGAAUGUUCACGGCUGUAUUUUAUUAUGGAAAGCUACCAACCCGAAUAUGACAAGAACGGAUUAUUGUCUGAUACGUUCUGGAAGACACCACAGCGCGCGAUCCCGGGCAGGCCUUUUCAGACGGUCAAACGGACCGAGGUUAUGUCUGGGUCAUCGUAUCAACAGUUUCAGGCGUCAGUGAACGACGCCUGGGACCUGGGCGACGACGACAUCAUAUCUGGAAUCGCUGAAACUAAAAUAUCCAAGGCCAUAUCACAAACUGCUGCUUUGAACGUGAUAAAUUCGCAUAGGAAUAGUAGUAGGAACGUAAACAAAAAUGACGUAAAAGUUGAGAGUGAGAUUGUGAAGCCGAAGGCUGAGGCAGUGGAGGUGAAGAAGAAUGAGGUCCGGAGGGUGGGUGCGGGGAGCUCAGGGCCCAUGCGGCACUACCCAGGGCGGCCUCGGCCAGUGAGGCUGUCGGCGCUGACCUCCCGCGAAGAGAGCAGCGAGUCCAAGCUCGAAAGGUUCCAGCAGAUGCACGACAGUACUGUUAUAGACUUGGAUGACCUCAAACAGAUCAGUUGGUCUGGCAUUCCAGUAAAAGCUAGGGCCAUAACAUGGCGUCUUCUUGCUGGCUACCUGCCUCCUAACGCAGAACGUCGCGUCGAGACUCUGGAGCGGAAGAGAGCAGACUACAAACACCUAGUGAAGCAAUAUUAUGAUGCGGAACGAGAUGAUGAUACUUACAGACAGAUACAUAUAGACAUACCUCGCAUGAGCCCGCUUGUGGCUUUGUUUCAACAGAUUACUGUGCAGGUUAUGUUUGAGCGCAUCCUCUACAUCUGGGCGAUCAGGCACCCAGCAUCAGGCUAUGUGCAAGGGAUCAAUGACCUGGUCACACCAUUCUUCAUGGUGUUCUUACAAGAAGCCGCUCCAGGCCAGGAGUUAGACAACUUCCCUCUUGACAAGCUGACGGAGGAACAGAGGGAUAUAAUAGAAGCUGAUUCCUUCUGGUGCCUCUCCAAGUUCCUGGACAGCAUUCAGGAUAACUACAUAUUUGCUCAACUUGGUAUUCAACACAAGGUGAAUCAGCUCAAGGAGCUCAUACGUCGCAUAGACUUACCCCUUCACGAGCACUUACAGACUCACGGCGUAGACUACUUACAGUUCUCAUUCAGGUGGAUGAACAACCUGCUAACUAGGGAGAUUCCCCUUCCAUGUACCAUCCGUCUGUGGGACACAUACCUCGCAGAAUCUGACGGGUUCGCCACCUUCCAACUCUACGUCUGUGCCGCCUUCCUACUCCACUGGCGGGAAAAACUCAUGCUCGAAAGAGAUUUCCAAGGCCUCAUGAUACUCCUACAGAACGUGCCCACACAGAACUGGACCGACUCUAAUAUAAGUGUACUGGUAGCUGAAGCUUAUAGGCUUAAAUUCGCAUUCGCGGACGCGCCGAACCAUUUACACAACGCGGGAAAGUCGGACAGAUGACCUGGGCGGUAGUCUGGUGAUACCUGGCACAGUCGCGGAACGAUGUCUAUAGGGGAGUCUGUCAAAAAAACGUGAGGGUUUAAAAAAAUGCUAGAAGUUCUACCGGUUUUGAGAUCAAGCUUAUACGCCACGGAACUUACAUGCUAUAUAUUUAUCUACCACGUGGUAUGGCUGCUAGAAAUACGAAUUAAAUGUUGUCUUCGUAUCGAUAUGCUGUGGUGAAAAAAGUGAAUAAAAUACAAAAAAAAAGUUGUUUAACACACGCAUACAGCUACGACCAUAUUAGGCUAGGAUUACAAUGUAUGAGAAUUUUUGGAGAAAUAUCUCUGUUGUGUAUAGACUUCUUUCCGUGACGAUGUGACGACUAUGUUGGCAUUGUCUAUGCUUGUAUACCAAUGUAGAGGUUUCGCAGUGUAAGGCGUACAUACAAUGCAAAGUGAGAAUGUCAAGCCGACUGUGUGUGAUCAGGGUAAAAGGUUUCCAUUGCUUCCGCGUCUGAAGCUAAACUAUGAAAUACGAUGAUACUUUGGUGCUUAGUCAAGAAUAUGCGAUUCAUUCAAACAAAUCCCGAUCUUAGCUUAAUAGUUCAAGCUAUUUAGUUCAAUGUUGUAACAACAUAUGUAUGUGUCUUGGAGUGUAAAGUGUCGUAAUACUAGAUAAUACAAGGGAUAUUUUGUUAUAUAUGUUAAAUGUACUCAAAUAUGUGACUACUUGAAGGGCUUUAAUACUUAAAUAUUGGAUGAAUAUCGAUUGUAGCCGAGUUAGUUUCUCGACAUCGAUAUUUUUUCGUAGUAAAAAGUGUGAUGUUGUAAAUAUCAGCGAGAAAACACUACAUUACCUUUAACUAGAUGACAGUUUGACUAUUCGAAUGGAAGUUAUAGACAUUCUCAAUAUCGAUGUUUUUACCGACAUCGUGUUUCAUAGUUUAGUACAAGACAAUGCAUACCCACUCCCUAGAUUUUAUAGUUGGCAAUCAACACGCCAUAUUAAUUGUUUUGCUAUAUAACGGCCUAAUGGAUUUAGUUAAUACGAUGGUGGAGCGACUCGAUAAUAUUCGAUAUUUUGUGCACAACACUAUAAAUGUCUCCGAAAAAAAAAGAUUAUUUAAAGACGUUGAUUUAGGUGAAUAGAAAUGAUGCUAAGAUUUAGUCUCGAAUGUGAAAUAUUUUAUUCGUCAAUACUAUAUAAAUAAUGUAAAACAGUCAAUCUAUAAGGUGCAAUGGUAGCAAAGACAUCGGCAUACAAGUUCGAUAUUCCAGGAUAAAACUUGGUUUUAGAGAUUAUAACAAGCAUAGUAUGUAGUCAUUUAAUUGGUCCCGUAUGCUCCAUGAUUAUCGGAGACUUCUCUAGUGUUGUGUAAGAAUGUAUUAUUUAAUUAUAUAAUGUUAUUCUGUGUCGCUCACCAAUACAUUAUGUUAAAGGGCAGCUGAUUGCUGGAAUAGGCGGAUUGCACCAUGCGUCACUUAACUAUAGUGAUUGAAACUGCGUUUACACUAACCAGUAGAAGCCGCAGUUUAAAUAAGGGAUCAUCUAGGUACGUUAGUGUCGUUAGUUCAUAUUAAUUUAAUUGAGAAUAAAUCUCAAGUCUUAUUAAAAGACCUGCAAUUAGCUACUGUUAUAUAAUAGUAUUUAAGUUCAUGAGCAGGUUGUUUUUAGUUUAUUUCGUAGUAGUAAUAGAUUUUCGGGGUCAAUAAUGUUCAAUAAAUAAAUUGAUAUAACGUGUAACAUAUCCACCGAUUUAAACACCCGUUAAGUGCGUGAUAACCAUGGUGCGAUCCGCCCCAUGUAAAAUACUUUGUUUGAUUUAUUUUUUGUUUUUUGUGACCUCCAUUUAUGUACUAUUUGAUUUUAUUACUACGUUAUUUUACUUAGAUUAUUAUAGCAUUAUACAUUAUAUAUUUACGAA
Helicoverpa zea (corn earworm) is the source of this 3463-nucleotide messenger RNA. RefSeq names its product TBC1 domain family member 22B (gene Tbc1d22). Gene Ontology annotation, biological process: activation of GTPase activity. The transcript has 4 exons. Bases 112 to 1557 code for a protein of 481 amino acids. Lineage: Eukaryota; Metazoa; Arthropoda; Insecta; Lepidoptera; Noctuidae. Gene Ontology annotation, molecular function: GTPase activator activity. The record is from RefSeq and is a predicted model, not a curated record.